AGCUUAAAUUAUGUUUAUAUAAAUAAAUCCUAUUCUUAUAUUUUCCUUUUCUCUCUCUCUCUCUCUCUCUCUUUUGGUGGUGUGAGUACUGAAAAUUACUUAGAAUAUAGGUGCUAACAAAAUGUGUGAACCAUGUUGAAACAAUUUUAGGACUUUUGUAAUUGUAGUUAAUUAAUGGCAGUCUGUUGGGAAACAGAUGAGCACACUUUUUUUAAUACUUCAGGAAUAUAUAUCUUAAAAAGUCAUGGAUGAGCACAUGGUGUUUGUAUUGUAGACCUGAGGAACUGAGAAGCUUGUUUGGAAAAUAUGGUCCUGUCACUGAUGUUUACAUUCCACAAGAUUAUUAUACUCGGAGGGCCAGAGGUUUUGCUUAUGUACAGUUUGAAGAUCCACGUGAUGCAGAUGAUGCACUUUACCAUCUGGACAGGACACGCUUUUAUGGCCGAGAAUUGGAAAUUGAGUUUGCUAGAGGUGACCGAAAGACUCCAACACAGAUGAGAGGCAAGGAAGGUGGUGGAAGACGACCAUCGUACCGAGGUUAUGAUGAUGGUAGAGAUCGAGGUCGCAGGCGAUCACGAUCUUACAGUCGGUCGAGGUCCCGCGACAGGUCUGUGGGAGGUAGAAGCCGCAGUCGAACACCAAAUUGAAAGAGUACUUCGUUGUUUUACCAUGAGGACAUAGUUAUUGACAGUGUUGUGGACGUUGGUGCAUGUACAGUCACUGUGCCACACCAUGAACAUGAACAAGUUUUACCCAGAACAGCAGACCCACAGUUAAACAAGGGACAUAUGUUCGUGAAUCAUUUUAUUAUUAUAACAAUAAAAAUCAUGUUUUUUUUUCCCCUUUGUGCAAUUUCAUUGUUUUAAAGAUUCAAAAUCUUGCUUUUUGUUGUUAAAAAGUGCACAAUGAUGCAGUGUGUGUUAACAGCCAUUCAGCAGGGCUUCUUGAUUAUGGUAGCCCCACUCCCAUGGCUAGUGAUAUUCAGUGUUGGGCUAGUAAAUAAUUACUAUAACUAGCCCGACGGCUAGUGAAAAAAAACAGCCUUGUCAAAUGCAGCAUUUACAUAUUUUGUAAAUGAAUAUCCUGCCCCAUCUUUCCACCCCAAUUUUUAAGCUCAAUCUUUAGGUGACGUGUCUAAUUAUUACUAUUAGUAAAAUGUUAUUUAUUUAAAGUAGGGCUAGUUAAUAUUUAACCAUUGCUAGUACAUUUUUAAAAUCACUGAUCCCAUGGCUAGUGGAUUUUUAUAAAAUUCUAGAAGCCCUGCAUUCAGGGUUUCUGCCAGAGGGUAAAAUGGGCAUGGCACUAUACCCAAAUUUUUGUGCAGAUCUAUAUAUAUUUUUUUUAAGUUAACAUUAACCAUGUUGACACUGAUUGCAUUCAGUUCCAUAAUGCCAUAUCCAAAAAUUUCUUUCUGGCAGAAACACUGCCAUUGAGCCGUACCCUAGAUUUAACAAAUCCAACAGGAAAAGUAACACCAAUAAUGAAAAGUCUUUUCUUUUAUUUGUGGCAUAUGCUAUGGAACAGAGCAGCUAUGGUCGAUGAUGGUCACUUUUUGCACCCUUGUUUUGGCAAUAAUUAUAAUCAUAAUUUUACUGCAAAUCAAUAUUUUACAAAUAGUAUUAAUAUUUUUAUUACACUGUUUUCUUCAAACAGCCUAGUGCAUUAAUAAUUUCAAUAACAGUUUUGCAUUGGAAUUUCGGCAUUCUAAAAACUGGGAUAGUCAUGUACCCAGUUUAUUGUUAUUGUAAGAAGAUGCAACGCAUAUGCGUAUAGGCUCCUUAUUUUUGUAGGCUGGCUUUUGCCCAAUUCUGCAUAACAUUUAUUCAUAUUGGCAUUACUACCAAACAGUUAUAUAGGGUUGCAAACGAAUCAUUAUGCAUUUUUACAUGGAUUACAACUAAUUUUGAGUGUAGAAUGAUGGAAAUAUAAUUUAAAAAGAUCUCGGGUUAGCACGUUUUUCUGGAAUAUCUGUAUAAUCGGUUUUGCUCCAGCACUAGGGGUCCAGUUACCCCUGUCUUGUACACUUAUGAUGCAAGGUGACGUCAUUGGAAUAUUGAUGUCAUUCAAAUUGAAAAUUAGCUGUAUUAUUACAAUGCUUUGUCACAUUGUACUUCUUGACCCCUGUCAAAAUUAAAUGGACAACACUUUAAAGGUCAGUAAAAAAAUAAAUUCAUAAUUUUAGGCAAAAUAUUACGGUAAAUUUUAAAAGAUGAAAAAAUUAAAUACAUGGUACCAUCUGUCAAAUAUAUCGUAUUAAAAAGUAAAUUGCUGUUGGAUGUGUAAAAACUAUGCGUGUAUGAAGCCAAGACGGGGGUGUAGAGGUUGACCUUGGUGGUAUUGGUUACAUUAUUCAUCACUGCAGGUUCCAUUAGUAACAACAUUACAGGCAUCAGAUUACCAAAUAGCAUUUCAUUUCUAUUGAUUACAAACAGAACGCACAUCAUUUAAUUCAAUCAUGAUUGCAGGUCUGCAAUUGUCAAAUGUUUUAUGUGGUGAAUAAAAGCAUAUACAUUGUA
Molecule: messenger RNA, 2516 nt
Organism: Gigantopelta aegis
Lineage: Eukaryota; Metazoa; Mollusca; Gastropoda; Neomphalida; Peltospiridae
Product: serine/arginine-rich splicing factor 10-like
Exons: 4
Coding region: 249-647 (132 amino acids)
Molecular function (GO): RNA binding
Source: RefSeq, a predicted model, not a curated record